UCAGAAAUUAGACUAGAUUUGCCAUCUAGUCAUGCAUUUUAUCAUGCAAAUUACAGUUUCUGUGCAUUUCUCACAAUUAAGCGCUACAUCUGAGAUAAGGGAUGAUUUUGGCGUACGCUAAUGCAUUAAGCUCUACUCUCAAAAGAGAACACAAACACUUGCCCUCAAGGAUGGCUAAAAACGGUUAGUCUGUCAGCUACAAACAUGUUGAUCUAAUUUAGUACUUUAAAGUCAAGGUUUCAACACAACUUAUCUUGUCACAGAUGUUUACUCUUCCAACACAGUGCAAUAUGUUUAUUGGCAAGGCCCUUGAUUCUGAAUGAAGGUUUAAAGCACUGUUUUUUUUCUUUUUUCCUUAAAGAGCCUGGUGAGGGUAAGGGAUUAUCUAAAUAUGAAAGGUGACCCACUGCUUAUUCUCUUCAGGAAAUGCAACUUUCUGUAUCACCUAGUAAAUCUAAAAUGUCUCUUGAUGCAUGAAGCAGCCUGAUCAGUUUAACCAGAUAUUUGCAGUCAAAAAAGUGAAUACGGCAAAGAUAAGAAUUUUGUGGUUUGAAUCCCAUCCAAAGUAAUUAAAACAUAACAAAGACGUGAGCUAUUUUUAGAAAAGAGCUCCUAAAAAUAAACUCCUUCGCCUUCCACAAACAGAAACACGGAAUGCUGGUUGGGAACAUUCCAGUUUGAUUAGUACUUUUGUCCAAGACGGAUAUUGCGUUAACAUCCUCAAGUUACAAGUGACUCAGUUUUGCGUAUCUCUGAACUUACACGUACACUCAAUCCUUAUUUUUACUACUUUGCAUGUUUUUAUUGCAAAAAAAAAGUCAUCAAAAUAUUCAUGAACACAAAUGGAAGUUUUGGGAAAUGGAAUUAUUAGAUCAGAAAGUGUUGAGCAAUCCUUAUAUUUUAGUUUCUAUUCGUCUGCAGUAGUUUAUACACACAAACACACAGUUAAAUAAACAUCAAGUUUUAUUUCAUGAAAGAUCAUUUGAGAAAGUACUUCAGUGUUCCUGCCAACAAGACUUGCACCACGGCCACUCGAAUGCUGAUACAAGGCAACAAAUCAGACGUUCCCCUGCUGAUGGUCCCGCCCACAAGCACAGUCCUUGGGUAUAAAAGCAGCACACUCCAAGACGACAUGUUUCAGUUCAGUUGAUAGUGAAGGAUAGAUUGGCAAAAAUGAGAAAUUCCACAUCAGAUUCGAGCAAGGAGCCCUUGAUCUACUUCGGGGACCCUGAUACGACUGCAGAAGAGAGCGAAAUAAAGAAAACAAAAUGGACAUCAAGAAUGCUGUUCAAGACGUUUCCCAUGAGAGAAUCACACCGAGCCACGCCACAGAGAAAAUCACACGGGCCAACUGCUGAAGAAGUCACUCGAUGGGCACAAUCUCUGGACAACUUAUUGAGCUGCAAAUAUGGAAUAAUUGCUUUGCGACUUUUCAUGAAGUCUGAACACUGCGAGGAGAAUAUGGAGUUCUGGUUGGCCUGCGAAGAGUUUCGAAAGAUCAGGUCGAGAUCAAAACUCAGAUCGAGGGCAAAAACAAUAUACGAAGAAUUCAUCAAGGCAGAGUCUCCAAAGGAGAUCAACUUGGACUUCCACACCAAGGAGUCCCUCCAUCAAAGCCUUCUGAUCCCAACACAGUCUAGUUUCAAAGCAGCCCAGAGCAGAGUUUACUUCUUGAUUGAGCACAACUCGUACCCGCGGUUCAUGGACUCUGAACUCUACCGUCAACUAUGCAGAAUUGCUGCAGGAGAGCAAUAACAUUCUCAGUUGUUGCAUUUAAACAAAUGGCUGGUCCGUUUUAGAAUGCUACACGCAUCUACUGUUUCAUGUCCUCCUUAGUGGUUAUGCUAUUAUAAUUUCAUUGUAUUUAAAUAUUGCAUAUUUUGCACAGAUUUGUAAAUAUUUAAGGUGUCAGGGUGUGAGUGGUCAUAUAAUGAAGCAGCAUCUAUGUUUUGAAGUUGUACUAUAAGAAUUUUUUUUAUUUAUUUUUGCUUUUUAAUGAAAGAGCUAAACAAUAAAUUUGGAUACAUUUC
Megalobrama amblycephala (Wuchang bream) is the source of this 2030-nucleotide messenger RNA. It is a transcript of the gene rgs2, whose product is annotated as regulator of G protein signaling 2. Lineage: Eukaryota; Metazoa; Chordata; Actinopteri; Cypriniformes; Xenocyprididae. The transcript is spliced from 5 exons. The record is from RefSeq and is a predicted model, not a curated record. Bases 1174 to 1755 code for a protein of 193 amino acids.